AGCUUGCUGAGAUGGAGAGCCUACGCAAUACCCACCAGGAGUCUACAUUCGAGUCACAGCGCAACGACCCCGCCAUGAUUGUCUUCAGCGAUGAUGACGACAUGUAGAUACCUGGUGAUCCCCCUCACCAACUCACACCAUCACUCCAUCUUAGGCAAGGCAAGAUCUCCUGUUUAUUUGACUGUGGCCUUUGUCCCGGUGCUGGCUGCUAGUCAUUGAUUGUGGCUAUCUGGUCUGGCUGAAAGUGGAUCUGUCCUGUGUUGCACAGUCGGAGACUAGUGACGUUUUGAUGUGCUGUGUACGUUUUUCUCCUGGUUCAUCAACAUGUGGGCCAUUGACACACGUACUUGAAUACGCACGUAAUACGCACGUAAGCAUGCUCAAACACACACGCAUGGACACACACACGCAUACACACACACACACACACACACACACACACACACACGCAUACACACAUACGCACGCACACACACACACACACACACACACACACACACACACACACACACACACACACACACACACACACACACCUGUACAUUCAUGAAUGCGUCUUUAGCGCUAUGAUUGUUUUUUUUAAAAAUGUUACUACUUUUGGUCAAGUAUAUUUUCACUUACUCUUGUGUUGCCUCCUGUUUCUACCUCAGGGCAUGUACCCCUCAGGGCAUGUACCCUGAUCUCUCCUGUUUCUACCUCAGGGCAUGUACCCUGAUCUCUCCUGUUUCUACCUCAGGGCAUGUACCCUGAUCUCUCCUGUUUCUACCUCAGGGCAUGUACCCCUCAUGGCAUGUACCCUGAUCUCUCCUGUUUCUACCUCAGGGCAUGUACCCCUCAGGGCAUGUACCCUGAUCUCUCCUGUUUCUACCUCAGGGCAUGUACCCUGAUCUCAUUUUUUCUGUCUCUGUUGAAGUGUCUGGCUAUCACUCCGCUUGUGCGGUGCACUUUGAAUAUCUUCUUUUGUUUUUGUUUUUCUAGCGGCGUCAGUGUUUCGCAGGCGUUUUAACAUCUGUUGCCUUGUUCUUUUUGCAUUGAUUGUAUGUCUGUUAGUACUGUUGCUGCUGCUGCUGCUGCUGACACUUGUUGCCAGUUCUGUUGCUUCAGCUAUCAGUGUCGUCGCCACCGUGCCUGUAGUGUCGGGUUUGGCAAGUGUUCCGUGUGUUCCUCCGUGUUUGCUUGUUUUCCCGUACCGGCGCCUCCGACCAUCCCGUCGUUUGCUUGUCCAUAGUUCUAGUCCGCAUAACAGUGAUCAGUUGGAGUUUCAGCUCAGCACCGAGCUCUGGAUUUUCGCUUCCCACGCGCAGCCUGCCAGGGACAGGCGCCACCGAUACGUUGAUACACCUCUGAGGACACUCUAGCCUCCUUUCCAAGGUCAGGUAGUGUGCUUCCCCUGGCAUGAAGCUCAUUUCGUUUGCUGAAUGAUCUUUUUGCGGAGAGAUGCCCCCUUCUUCUUUUUUUAUUCCAUGCCAGCGGCUCAGUAGACAGCAUAGCCUAUUUAACAGUUACAUCAACUCUAUAUCAUCUGUGCUGCUCAGUGACCAUCUAACUAGAUAUAUAACCCCCAGUAAUAAGUAUGUACGCCAAGUACCUUGCCCUUCCUACAGCCGUUCACCGGUUCAGAGUGUGCCCUUUCAAGCAUUGACCGGGACGUUGUUUCGCAAUGGUGUACUCCGUCACGCACCAGGAUUUCGCUUCCUUUCCGUCUCAAUCGCCACCUUGCCCCCCCCCCCCCCCCCCCCAUUCCCAUGUGUCUACCUUUAUAGUUCGUUGGCUGGUGCGCUUUUUUCUGUACGCGUCUUAUCAUGUUUAAACCUUUGAAGAUAUUUAUUUCCUCACCCUGCCCCUAACCGUCUAGUACAUAGUCUCAUGACCAAAAUAAUGAUACAUUUUAGCUGUUGAGGAUUCCUUACUACUGACUAUGUAGCUAUGGUAACUGAUUGUGCCUGUAAAAUAAGGAGUAAUUACCGUA
This is a messenger RNA of Sycon ciliatum, 1969 nucleotides long. Its product is annotated as TBC1 domain family member 2A-like. The record is from RefSeq and is a predicted model, not a curated record. Lineage: Eukaryota; Metazoa; Porifera; Calcarea; Leucosolenida; Sycettidae.